Epithele typhae is the source of this 1869-nucleotide messenger RNA. RefSeq lists its product as uncharacterized. The coding region runs from base 1 to 1869 and encodes 622 amino acids. The transcript has 3 exons. The record is from RefSeq and is a predicted model, not a curated record. Lineage: Eukaryota; Fungi; Basidiomycota; Agaricomycetes; Polyporales; Epitheliaceae.
AUGGACCUUCCUGAGCCGCAGCGCGUCGACAAGGGCAAGGGCAGGGCCGUCGCAGCCUCGGAGACAACCCCUCUUCUGGCGUCGGGCUCGGUUUCCUCGUCUCGCAAUCCCUCUGUCGAGCCUCCACACGCGGCACGUCGACGGCUGUACUCGCGCCUUCUUUCCGUCUUUCUCGUCACUUUGUCCUUCUGCAUCUUCUUGUUUGCCGUUCUCGCCAUCAUCGCCUACUCAUGGCGCUCAAGAGCAUCCGACACGCACCCUGAAGAGAUCAUCAAGCGAGCUCUCGUCGUUCGCGGGCCAGACAGGGUCGAAGUUUUGAAUGCGACCAGCGAAGACGGCGUGUGGCUCAUGGUCCACGGAAGGAUGGGCGUCGACGCUGGGGGCGCCAUGGGCUUCAAAGCCGACGACGACGACACCGUCGGCCGGGAUUGGUGGAAGUGUAUCGGUCGUUGGGGUAUCCGCACUCUCGACCGGGUUACUGUUACUCUAUCCCCCAUCCAGGUCGCUUCUAGAGCACAUCCCAACAUCACACUUGUCACUAUAUCUGCACCUCCCCUUGAAGUGAUACUCACAGCCAACCCACCCCAAGAUAUCUCGUGGUUGACGCCUGUCCACAUCCCAGUGCGCAUACAGCCGACUCCAGACACCGAUGCCAUCGUCCAUUUCCUCAAGGAUAGCUGGAGAACCGGGUUUAUGAGUUUGCAGGGGCUUGUGGCCCAUGCAAAGGUGCGCGGUGGUGGACUGCACGACCAUGGGUGGCGAAGCCAGUUGGUGUUCGAGCAUGCGGAUGUCCGGCCCAUCGUCAACAUGAAAGUGCCUUCUCUUCCUGGACUCCCGAAGCCCGGAAAGAAUAACCCUUUCCCCGAGUUCCGUGAGCUCGUCACGCUCAAGGGCUUCGAGAUCGCAUCGGUGGACGGGACGAUUAUUCUCGAAGCCAAUGCCACUGCUAUCAACCCCCUCCCCAUGGAUUUGAUGUUCGAGGCUCCCGCUCUGCCUUUUAUGAUUUCUCUUCCCUCUUCCACGCCCAGCACUCCAAGUGUCACCGUAGCCGCGGUCCACUCCCUCCCAUUCACCCUCACCCGCCCGAACAUCACCUUCUCCAUCGCGGGCGGCGUUGUCCCCCUGCCGCGCAACUCCUCCGGUGCGCUCUCCCAGUUUGUCAGUGACUACAUCCAAGGCCGGGACGCCGACAUCCAAAUCACCUCCCCGCUCGCCCCCGGACUCGUCGUCAACACCACCUUCCCUGCCCCUCACCCUCGCCCGCAAAUUUUGCGCAACGUCACUCUCAAGGACAUGAAGAUUCGCCCCGUGGGCACAGCCAUGUACGCGAGCGGCGUCGUCCACGCCCUCGUCGUCCUGCCGCAUGGUAUCAACGUGGGCGUCAACGCCAGCCGAGUCUUCCCGGACGUGCUCGUGUAUGACGGGGCAGUCUCCGAGCCCACCGAAGGCGACCCUGACGGAGACCGCGACGAAGAGUUGCUAUCCGACCCGCCACCGACCCGCCCUCUUCCAGACCCGCUCCCGCCGCGCGCCUUUGCGCAUAUAGUCCCCGAAGACUGGCUUCCAGCCAACUGCGAGCCUAUCGGCAGGGUCCCGAACGCGGGCUCUGCGGUCGCUGUCACGGCCAAGAUCGAAGAUGUGCCGCUGAAGGUGCUCCCUGGGCGCGAGCGGGAGUUCAGCGACUUCGUGGGCAAGGUCAUUUUCGGCACCCAGGGCGCUUUGGCAGGCGUGCAGGGUGUCGCCGCCGUAGCCGUGCGCGUCGACGGCCUCCCGUUCGCGAACGGCAACGACGGCGAGAUGGAGCUGUCGGGGCUGCCGUUCCAGGGCAGCGUGCGGAUAGGGAAGAAGAGCGGCCUCGGGCACUUCUGA